ACAUCUGUUAUUUCUCGAACAUUUGUCAAUAGAGAUUCAAAUAGACGGAAAUAAUGUUGGCCUUCAGUAAAUUGUGUUCGAUUGUGGUAUUUUUGGGAAUUUUCAAUUAUUGUUCCGCAACGAAUUAUUGUGAUCCAGAUUUGUGUUAUGGCCUAGAGGGGCACAUUGGAUGUAACAAUAAUGGGCAAUAUGCACCUACCUGUUACCCAGAUGCCAAAAUCGUACCCAUCGACGAAGGUUUACGCAAUGCCAUUAUUCGUAAGCAUAAUGAAUAUCGUAAUCUGGUUGCCAGUGGCUUCGAUCGAUUUGCACCAGCAUCGCGCAUGGCCAAAACACAUUGGAAUGAUGAAUUGGCUCAACUGGCUGAGUUGAAUGUCAAACAGUGUGAAGCUAAACACGAUUUGUGUCGUAACACCGACGAAUUUAAUUUUGCCGGACAAAAUAUUGCUGUUCGCUAUUUCUGGAAUAAUCAGUUUGAUGCUGGCUUAACGGCACUCGAUCAAAUCGAUCAAUGGUUUGAUGAAUAUAAAUUGGCUUCAAUGAAAGAUAUUCGCGAAUAUAGAACUCCAACUGAUGGCACAGUAAUUGGCUCCUUCACCGCUAUGGUGCAAGAAAUGGGCACAAGCAUGGGCUGUGCCAUUCUGCAACAAACUGGUGAAAAGGGUAUUGUACAGCAGAUAUUAACCUGUAACUAUUCCUAUAUCAACAUUGAAGGACUGCCGGUCUACGGUAUUGGUGUAACUGCAAGCCAAUGUACCACAGGUCCUGAUGCCACCUAUCCUUCAUUGUGUAGCGAUAAUGAAGUAUAUGAGGUAAAUGAUAUUCCUCAUUAUAGAGAAUAAAAGAAGCGACAAAUAAAAUAUUUGUUUUUAAGGAAA
Musca domestica (house fly) is the source of this 878-nucleotide messenger RNA. Its product is annotated as antigen 5 like allergen Cul n 1. The record is from RefSeq and is a predicted model, not a curated record. The transcript is spliced from 3 exons. Lineage: Eukaryota; Metazoa; Arthropoda; Insecta; Diptera; Muscidae. The coding region runs from base 54 to 842 and encodes 262 amino acids.